This is a messenger RNA of Suillus subaureus, 1500 nucleotides long. RefSeq names its product MFS general substrate transporter. Gene Ontology annotation, biological process: transmembrane transport. Gene Ontology annotation, cellular component: membrane. The record is from RefSeq and is a predicted model, not a curated record. The coding region runs from base 1 to 1500 and encodes 499 amino acids. Gene Ontology annotation, molecular function: transmembrane transporter activity. The transcript has 12 exons. NCBI's taxonomy places the organism in Eukaryota, Fungi, Basidiomycota, Agaricomycetes, Boletales, Suillaceae.
AUGACUACGGAGUCCAGACACUUGCCUAACGUAGAUGGAAUAUCAUAUCGUCCCCUGCUUGCUACCGUCGACUACAGUUCCGAAUACGAAAUUCCUGGCAGAAGCAGUGAUGACAGUCCAACGCUUGCUUUGGACUACAUCGACAGAUCAACUGUGGAGAAGAGGCUUCUCCGUAAGUUGGAUCUUCGGGUAGCCUUCCUAGUUCUGGUUUACAUUAUGAACUAUAUGGACCGCACUAAUGCAGCUGCAGCGAGGCUGCGUGGUUACGAGGAGGACCUUGGCAUGACGGGGAACCAAUUCAACACACUUACCAGCAUCCUUUAUGUGGGAUAUUUGUUGACGCAAGCUCCUUCUAACAUGAUCUUACACCACAUGAAGAGGCCAUCACUAUAUCUCUCGAGCUGCAUGGCAAUAUGGGGUGUUCUCACCGUGUUGAUGGGUGCGGUUCAAACAUAUCAUGCCGCUCUUAUUUUGCGCUUCUUCAUUGGAUUUGUGGAGGCAGCAUUCUUUCCCGGAGCUGUAUUCCUUAUUUCACGAUGGUACAAGGGCAAUGAACUAGGAUUACGCACAGCACUUCUUUCUUGCGGUGCCUCGAUCAGUAAUGCUUUUGGUGCUCUUUUCGCAUCAGGUAUCUUGGGAAGCCUAGAUGGUACACUAGGUUUUACGGCUUGGAGGUGGCUCUUUUUUGUGGAGGGCGCUUUGACCAUCGUGGUCGCGGUGUCUGCAGGCUGGAUUUUACCUGAUUUUCCUUCAACGCCGAACCUCUGGCUUUUGCCUAACGAACAGAUCCUGGCCAAACAACGGAUGGAGGAGGAGGUCGCGGGCGACAAUGAGCACAAAAGUAAACCCGAAGAAUAUUAUUCUGGUCUUGUCGAGGCUCUUAUGGAUUGGAGGGUAUGGUGGGUUGGUGCUUCCCUUAACUUGAUGAGUUCCUCGAUGUCAUUUGGUAUUUUCUUCCCGACUCUAUCCGCUACAAUGGGUUACAACGCUACUACGAGCCUCUUGCUCUGCGCACCUCCGUGGAUUUUGGGAACUGCAACUUCGUUUCUCGUAGCCAGGCACUCCGAUGUAACUGGUGAUCGCUUCUGGCAUAUUGUUGGUCCUAUGCUCCUCGGCAUCGCUGGAUUUAUACUCGCAAUUUCUACUAUGAAUACGACUAUGCGAUAUAUAUCCCUAUUCUUGAUGACUCAGAGCCCAGUCGCCUAUGUUGUCUGUUUGACUUGGAUCAUGAAUACGUUUUCCCAAUCACAAUCGAAACGCGCUGCAGCCAUCGCACUCAUAAAUUCCAUGGCGUCAGCUGGCGCGAUCAGUUCAUCGUACUUCUGGCCAUCCAGUUGGGGACCUUCAUACGUGAACUCGUACCUCAUUUGCAUCUUGGCAAGCGUCGUAUGCAUUGCGAUGUUAUGGGUGUUUAGGAGGCACCUUUCCCGGUGUAAUGAAGCUGCUGAAGCCGAAGAGCAAUCUCUAGGGCUACCCAAGGGUUUGAGAUAUCUCCUCUAG